Molecule: messenger RNA, 2015 nt
Organism: Acanthoscelides obtectus
Lineage: Eukaryota; Metazoa; Arthropoda; Insecta; Coleoptera; Chrysomelidae
Source: the annotation of a GenBank genome assembly
CGUCACUUUCUUUUAGACAUCGUCAGUUUUACUCCACAUAUUUUACAAAAUAUUGAGCUCUAUUAAUGGCGCUACUUAGGAGGUUUGUGACGAAACCGUUCUUGCGAAACAUCUUCGCCCACAUGAGAAACUUCUCUGAGCAAGAGUCGUCAACAUGCCCACUGCCCCAACCGGAAAAUCCAUGUAAAGCACCUCGCACUAAGGGCUUAGUUUUAGGGCUAUACACGAAUCCAGAUGAUCCCUUUGAUAUUGGUGCUCUUACACCGACAGGAAAGAGAUAUAAUGCAAUGGUGUGCAAUAGGCUACUCGAACUGCUGGAGAUGUCACCUCCACCCAAAAAAGGAGAAAUAAGGUUGUUCUACAACGUGGAUCCUGAAUUCUCUAUGGUCGCCGUAAGUGGACUAGGGCGUGCCUGCCAAGGAUAUGAUGUCUUCGAGCAGAUGGACGAAGGAAAAGAAGCUAUCCGUAUUGCGUCAGCACAGGGAAGCAAAGCGCUUCAGAAAAUGAUGGUGCGAAGAGUCUACGUCGAAAGUUUCGGCCAUGCAGAAUCAGCAGCUGAAGGUUGCGCGCUCGGCGUGUGGCUGUAUCAAGAAAAAAAGCGUAAGGAACAUCAGAAAUAUAUACCAACCAUAGAGCUUUACGAUGACUGCGAUUGGACAGGUUGGCAAAUCGGUCUGCAGAAAGCUGCCGCGCAAAACUUAGCAAGACAACUGAUGGACUGCCCGGCGAAUAUGAUGACUCCCACAACGUUUGCACAGAAUGCCGUAGAAGUGCUUUGCAAGUCUGGAAUAAACGUCGAGGUUAAAGUUAGAGGAUGGGCUGAGACGCAAAAAAUGAACGCUUUCCUGGCGGCAGCUCAAGGUUCUUGUGAGCCACCGAUCUUUUUGGAGCUAAGCUACUAUGGUGCCUGCAAAGAUGAGAGACCAGUUGUCUUGAUAGGGAAAGGAAUAACAUAUAACAGCGGAGGAAUAUGCGUGAAAGAACCGAACAAGCAGAGGUUCAUGAGAGGAGACAUGGGAGGCGCAGCAUGCGUUGUAGCUGCCUGCAGAGCAGUGGCAGGUCUUCAACUGCCGAUCAACAUAAGAGCACUGAUACCACUCUGCGAAAACAUGCCAGGCUGUGCCGCAAUGAGACCUGGUGAUAUCGCAAAAGCCAUGAAUGGUAAAAGCAUCAAAAUUGAAUCAACUGAGGUAGCAGGCAGGUUAUGUCUUGCAGACGCUCUAGUCUACGCCCAAAAUUUCUGGCCUAGAUUUAUCGUGGAUAUAGGAACCAUGACCAAUGACAUGAAGCACGCAAUUGGUGCAUCGGCCUGCGGAGUAUGGAGUAACUCGGAAGCUUUAUGGGAGUACAUGCUUGCAGCCUCAAUGCAUACUGGUGACAGAGUGUGGAGAUUUCCUCUCUGGGAUCACUUCACCAAGCUGAUAGCUGACCACCACGCAGUUGAUACCAAGACCUACGGCAGAGGUGGAACACCCAGGUGCGGGGAAAAUAAUAGGGUAGCGGCUUUCCUCAAUGAGUUCGUUCCGUGUGGUGAUUGGUUACACAUAGACAGUUAUGGAGUCAUGUUUUCCAAUGGAGAAGACUACCCCUACCUACGAAGGGGAAUGUCUGGAAGGCCCACUAGAACCAUGGUGGAGUUCUUGUCGCAGCUAGUCUGUCAUCGCGAGUAAUUUAAGAUUUACAGAAAUUGCUCAAAUUAUGAUUAAAAAUAAAUAUCGUAGAAUGUAUGUAUAUGUAAAGUAUGUAUUUAUGACGCAGACAAGGGCGAAGCUAUAGCAGGAUAAUAAAUAUGAUGGCGGGGUCGUCGAAUACAUUUAUGAAAUAGAGAAAGUGAUAGAUAAAUCACAAUAUUGAAAUCUGUGUGAUCCCCGUUUAAAACGGACUGUACCAAUCGCUAAUCGCCGGGCUAAUGAUAGCAACGUAUGUCCUAAAAGACUUGGCACAAAAUUUUUAUCUUUUUUUAAGAAGAAAUUUAUUUAAACACUAACUAUCAGGUAACCAAAUAAGUUCGUGCG